AUGUUGGCCAGAUUUUCACUGCUCUGGACCAGGGUGAUUGUGAGCUGCUGGCUUGUGACUUUGUCUCAUAAGAAGAAGUGUGUGAUGUCAAUGUGCUUUGUCCUUUUGAAGUGUAGGGGAUCAUUCACAAUAGCAUGUGCACCAGAUGAGUCACUGUGCAGGACUGGUACAUUCCAAUCAAGGAAUAGCUUUCCAUCACAGGAGUGGAUGAUUGACAUUCUGGCAUUUACUUGUACUCCUGUCAUUGUUGGUGCAGAUUGUUCCAAUUUGCCUAGGAACAUUGAGGUCCAGAUUAGCUCUCUCACAGCUCCUGCCAGCACCACAUACUCUGCUUCCACAAAGCUGUUCACCACUGUCAGUUGA
Messenger RNA from Ustilago hordei, 363 nucleotides. RefSeq lists its product as uncharacterized. Bases 1 to 363 code for a protein of 120 amino acids. NCBI's taxonomy places the organism in Eukaryota, Fungi, Basidiomycota, Ustilaginomycetes, Ustilaginales, Ustilaginaceae. The record is from RefSeq and is a predicted model, not a curated record. The transcript has a single exon.